Molecule: messenger RNA, 1317 nt
Organism: Penicillium expansum
Lineage: Eukaryota; Fungi; Ascomycota; Eurotiomycetes; Eurotiales; Aspergillaceae
Product: DUF2855 family protein
Exons: 2
Coding region: 1-1317 (438 amino acids)
Source: RefSeq, a predicted model, not a curated record
AUGGGUGUUCAUGUGAUUUCAAAGCUGGACAACCGCCAGCAUGCCAGCUUCAACCUCGAAGUCCCUGCUCAGCGGGAACUAUCGGACUCAUCAGUAAGAAUUCGUACGCAACUGAUCAGCCUCAGUUCAAACAAUUUGACCUAUGCCAGAAUGGGUGGAUUCUUGCGUUGGUGGGACGCGUACCCCGUAUCUGAAGACUAUCCCGCACCAUACAACGACUCAUCGGCAUGGGGAAUCGUUCCAGCCUGGGGCUAUGCAACGGUGGAAGAGACAACUAUUCCCGAACUAUCCAAAGGUACACUCCUUUACGGAUUCUGGCCCACGAUCAACACACCAACCGACCUUAAACUCAAGCGCGGCUCACCAGAUGGCCACUGGGUCGAGAUCAGCGACCAUCGUCAACAACUAAUGCCGCUGUACAACCGCUACAGGGUAACUCCGACAUCGACUCCAAUCUUGGACCUAACCACCGCGCACAAUCCUCUUUCGGAUUCUGCACAGGAUGAGCUAGAUCGCAUGGCCUGGACCGCACUAUUCAUUGGCGGGGUAGCCGGGUUCGUUCUCAGCGAGUAUGUGUUCUCGUCCAACUCAACCCAACCUCCCAUCCAUCCACUGGGAAGCCAAGCUGGGUUGCAAUGGACCCUAUCCGACGGGGAUUUGUCGUCUGCGGUUGUCGUGAACCUGGCUGCGUCAACAAAGACGGCGCGUGUUUUCUCGUACUAUCUGUCGCGAAAGCCGGAUAGUUCGGCACCCCUUGGUUUGUUGCAUGUUACAUCAGCCGUGUCACGCAUCGAGGAAGCGGAUCGGAGUUUGCCUACUUCUGUUCCUUCUAAGGUGGUGGCAUAUGGGGAUGUUGAUUCUAAGGGGUCUGCGGAGUGGCUGGCUAGCCGCAAGCCUUCAAAGAUUGUUAUCAUUGACUUCGGUGGUCGUGCGAAUGCUCUCAAAGACACACUUUCUCUGAUCAAGAAUCAUGCUGAGUUGCAAUCUUGCAAGGUUGUCAUCGUCCAGGUUGGAAAUGAGCAGAAAGUAUACUCGACCGAGGAGCUUGUUGUUGGGAGAGCGGCGAUGGAGGAGCUUGGAAAGGUUCAAUACAACACUUCCGGUGUUCAAGACACGAUACUCGAGUCUGUCGGCCCGGAAGCCUACUUCGCAACAAGAGACGCAGAGUGGGAAAAAUGGCUGGAUGAGCGACACUUGAGCGAACCGGGACUGCAGAUUGUUUUUGGCAGUGGUGUCUCUGGUGUCGAGGGAGGGUGGGAUAGACUGUGUCGUGGACAAGUGGGAGCCGAAGAGGGAUUGGUUUACAAGAUGCAAUGA